Molecule: messenger RNA, 1232 nt
Organism: Salmo salar (Atlantic salmon)
Lineage: Eukaryota; Metazoa; Chordata; Actinopteri; Salmoniformes; Salmonidae
Gene: arl14
Product: ARF like GTPase 14
Molecular function (GO): GTPase activity; GTP binding
Source: RefSeq, a predicted model, not a curated record
GGACCUACUUUGACCCUUGCUUAUCGGUGAACGAAAGGUUUAUAGGUAGCAUGUAAUCGUUUACCUGGUAACAGAAAGGCAACGCACUGGGUAAACACCGCAGCUCGAGGCAGAGAACAGUGACAUAAGGUGAUAUCACUGCCUCUCCCUGAUUUGCGUCUUUGCCAAGUAGUCGGGUUACGCUUUACCACACAUGGGACAGCGGGGAUCGAGACCCCAACCCGAGGCCCGAGUUCUCCUAUUGGGUCUCGACUCAGCGGGGAAAUCAACCCUUCUUUACAAACUGAAAUAUAACGAAUCGGUCAAUACCGUUCCCACCAUCGGUUUCAAUGUGGAGAUGAUAGAAGCCAAGAAGAAGAGGGAGACAGUUGCUCUGACCGUGUGGGACGUGGGCGGCCAGAAUACAAUGAGGCACUACUGGAAGAGCUUCUAUCAGGACACUGCUGGACUGGUGUUCGUGGUGGACAGCUCCAACAGGCGCCGGUUGGACGAGGCCCGGCGGGAACUAGAUCACGCCCUGAGGAGUGAAUUCUUACAGGGUCUGCCUGUGGUCAUCCUCGCCAACAAGCAGGACCUUCCCGAGGCCGUGUCCGUCACGGAGAUAACGGAGCGCUUUCACCUGAGGACGAUGAGCGCUGAGCGGGACUGGUUCGUUCAGCCCUGCUCUGCUGUGACCGGUGCUGGGCUUAUAGAGGGCUUCCAAAAGGUGGCAAACCUGCUCAAACUACCAUCAGAGGACGUUCAAGACAAUAUUAAAGAGACAGUGCAGUAUCUACGAUCAAAAUCAGUCACGUCAAUGGGUUUGUAAUGUUUGCAAUGAUAGGAUAUGUCAAAAGUUAUUGCCAAAUGAUAAUUUGUUUUUAUUGUUUACGGAUGAAGAUCACAUUUCACUAUGAUCAAUUUGUUUCUUUAAAAGGUUGUCACAGUACAAUAGACUACAUGGAAACGAAAUCAAUCCACGAAGCUAUUCAAUUGACUUUAAAUCAGCCUAUGACAUUUUUUCCAACUAAGUUUAAUACGUUUGUAUCAGAUUAUUUCCUCUGAUAAAUAUGGUCAUAAAUAAUGUUAAAUCGCCUAUAGGCCUAAUAAUUAACAUGUCAUUGUGGACUUUGGGGAGCAAUGCGUAAAAACGCACCCCAAAUGGUCAAAUUCACUUUUCAUAUUUUAUGUAGACCUAUAACCUAAUAUAUAUACACGUCUUGUAUCUAAUAAAAUGUCUUCCCUACAUGCUA